Messenger RNA from Lampris incognitus (smalleye Pacific opah), 444 nucleotides. RefSeq names its product parvalbumin-like EF-hand-containing protein. The record is from RefSeq and is a predicted model, not a curated record. Gene Ontology annotation, cellular component: cytoplasm; nucleus. Lineage: Eukaryota; Metazoa; Chordata; Actinopteri; Lampriformes; Lampridae. Gene Ontology annotation, molecular function: calcium ion binding. The transcript has 3 exons. Bases 1 to 444 code for a protein of 147 amino acids.
AUGGCGAAUGACUUUGGCCCGCAGGUGAAGAAAGUGGCUCUUGCCAUGGGCACGUCUCUAACAGACCAAGACGUUGAACGCAUGCCACGGGAGAUGAGAACUCAAGGCAACUUCAACUACUGCAAGUUUCUGGAGUACAUGAGGCAGUUUAAGACUUCUGAACAGCAGGAGGAGGCUACUAGGAGGGCCUUUGAAAUGCUGGACCAAGAUGGAAGUGGCUACAUAGAGUGGAACGAGAUCAAGUACAUUCUGUCAACUGUGCCGAACUCAACCCCCUCAGCGCCUCUUUCUGAUGAGGAGGCGGAGGCCGUGAUCCAGGCAGUGGACACAGAUGGAGACGGACGCAUUGACUUCAGAGAUGAGAACCCCCUUCAGGUUUUCCGUGCACGGAGUGCUUUUAUCUUUGCCUCAAAGCUCUCGAGCAUUGUUAGAAAAAAAAUCUAA